AUGGAUAGAAAUGUAUUUGUUCAACUUUAUCAUCCUACUCUUCAAACAAUUCAAUCUCUAGUAAAUUCUAAUAUCUCUUUUAUAAAACUUAUAUUCAUAUCAUUAUCAGUUCAUAUAAGAUUACCUCAAGAUAUUGAAUCUUCAUUAGUUGACAUGUUAUUUGCAUAUAAAUACGGUAAAGUGUAUGCCUUUUGUAUUUCAGUAAUCAUACAUACUUUAUCAGAAAUUAUUUUAUUUUCUGUAAUGUAUUAUUUAUCAAAAAUUUUAUCUUCUUUUAUUCCUAAACUUCAACAAGUUCAUUCAUUUUCUUCUAAAUUUUGGCCUUAUUUUAGUAAUGUUACAUUAUUCUCAAUUUUUGUUCCAAUUCUUCCUAUCAGAAUUUGUUGUGUAUUAUUUGGUUUAAUUGGACUACCAAUAUUUUCAUAUGCCUUGGCUCAACUUCUUUCAGUAUUACCACAAACUUAUUUAAAUAUGAAUUUAGGUGAAAGAAUGACUGAAGUUGAAUCAAUUCGUUUUGAAAGUGAUAUUGUAUUUCUUGUCUUAUUAUUAUUUGCUUUAGGAUUUUCAUUAACAAUUACAAUUACUUUUACAGUCAAAAAUUUCUUCGAAGAUAAACAAGAUAAGAAUGAAUAA
Molecule: messenger RNA, 633 nt
Organism: Entamoeba nuttalli P19
Lineage: Eukaryota; Evosea; Mastigamoebida; Endamoebidae
Product: SNARE associated Golgi protein
Exons: 1
Coding region: 1-633 (210 amino acids)
Cellular component (GO): membrane
Source: RefSeq, a predicted model, not a curated record